CUCUACUUUCUCAACACCAAAUCGCCGCCAAAGAACCGUCGCCCUACCUCGAUACGCUGCUUCACCAUGGCAAGCGGCGCGCAGUCCUUCUACGAGCUCUACCGCAGGAGCAGCAUCGGCCUCGCCCUGACGGACACGCUGGACGAUCUCAUCAGCGAGGAGCGCAUCCACCCGCAGCUGGCCAUGAAGAUCCUGAGCAACUUUGACCAGGCCAUCACCGAGGCGCUGCAGAAGAAUGUCAAGAGCCGGCUCCAGUUCAAGGGAAGCCUGGAUACAUAUCGAUUCUGCGACGAAGUAUGGACGUUCCUCAUCAAAAACGUCACGUUCAAGAUGGACAACGGCAGCGUCUCUGUGCAGGCGGACAAGGUCAAGAUUGUUAGCUGCAAUGCAAAGAGACCGGGCGAGGGACAGUAGAGCGCGGCAAGAGGGCUGUCUUUGAUUGAUU
Messenger RNA from Trichoderma reesei QM6a, 445 nucleotides. RefSeq names its product transcription initiation factor TFIIA, small subunit (gene tf2a). The record is from RefSeq and is a predicted model, not a curated record. Bases 67 to 414 code for a protein of 115 amino acids. Gene Ontology annotation, cellular component: transcription factor TFIIA complex. Lineage: Eukaryota; Fungi; Ascomycota; Sordariomycetes; Hypocreales; Hypocreaceae. Gene Ontology annotation, biological process: RNA polymerase II preinitiation complex assembly; transcription initiation at RNA polymerase II promoter. The transcript has 3 exons. Gene Ontology annotation, molecular function: RNA polymerase II general transcription initiation factor activity; TBP-class protein binding.